AUGGACAGCCCGCUCGCCGCCAUCAAGCUCCUCUUCCCGCACGUCCCCUCCCUUUCCUGGACCGCCGCACAACACACCCUCGGCAUCUCCCCCACCGCCUCGAAAUGGGAUCUCCGCUCCGAACUCACCGUCCAUGUCCUCCGCGCCAUCGCGUCCCCGAAGAGCGGACGACCAGCCCCUCUCUCCAAAGUGCAAAGAGGAACACUGAAAGACCCGGGCGUGAAAGGCAAGACGUGGAUCGCGAAGGCUACAAUCCCCAGACCGCCGAAGGAAGAUGAAGGACAAGGCAAGGGACUGAGAGAUGUCGUGUUCCAGGCGAUCGAGGCGAUGAAGAAAGAGGGGAAUGUGUUGCACUAUGAGAAGCCGGAGCUGAAGGAUCUGGAGGUCGAGUGGACGGGUUUCAGACCUGGCGCGAAGAAAGAUGAGGGACUGCCGGAUGUGGAUGAGAAGGAUAAGUAUCGGUUGUUGAUGGCGGAGCCGUGUCGGUCGAGUGAGGCUACGGUUUUGUAUUUUCAUGGCGGCGCAUACUACCUCUGCGACCCAGCCACCCACCGUGGUCUAACCAGCCGUCUCGCGAAAGAAAGCAGCGGCCGCGUCUGCAGUGUCCGAUACCGUCUCGCUCCCCAAACCGCUUUCCCCGGCCAACUCAUCGACGCGCUCAUGGCGUACCUAUCCCUCAUCUACCCACCGUCCAACUCUCUCCACGAAGCCGUGCCCGCCGAACGAAUCGUACUAGCAGGCGACUCCGCCGGCGCGAACCUCGCUUUCGCGCUGCUUCAACUCCUCCUCCAACUCCACCGCACCGCCGACGGCGUACCCCUCGUCAAAUUCCACGGCCGAGACGUCCACGUCCCCCUCCCCGCAGGCGUGAGCGGUAAUUCAGGAUGGUUCGACGUCUCCCGCGCUAUGCCUUCGAUCGUGGGAAAUUCAAAGUGGGACUACCUCCCUCCCGCCAACCACGACGAUGCAGUAGGCCGCUUCCCCGCCGACUCCAUCUGGCCAACCAAACCCCCUCGAGGAGAUAUCUACUGCGACCUCUCCAUGCUCGACCACCCGCUCGUCUCCCCCGUUCUCGCAGAAAGCUGGAAAGCCUCCCCACCCCUCUGGAUGAACACGGGCGACGAAAUGCUCAUGGACGAAGUCAUUCUCGUCGCGGCACGCGCCGCGGGGCAAGGGGUCAAAGUGCACUUUGAGCAUUAUGAGGCGAUGCCGCAUUGUUUCCCAAUGUUGCUGCCGCAUUUACCGGCUUCGAGGAGGUGUUUGAGGAGUUGGGGGAAUUGGAUUAGGAGAGUGGUGGAGGAGCCGGAGGGGUUGAAGACGAAUGGGGUCUGGAUUCCCGCGAGGAAGGGGAAGGAGAAGGAGGUUGAUGUUAUGCGGUUGCCGGCUGUGGAGUUUGGGGAGGCGAGGAGGUUGGUUGGGGUGAUUAAGGAGAGGAGGAUACAGGGUUUCAAGAAGGGGGAGGGGGUGAAGGCGACGUUGUAG
Messenger RNA from Zymoseptoria tritici IPO323, 1482 nucleotides. RefSeq lists its product as uncharacterized. Lineage: Eukaryota; Fungi; Ascomycota; Dothideomycetes; Mycosphaerellales; Mycosphaerellaceae. The record is from RefSeq and is a predicted model, not a curated record. Bases 1 to 1482 code for a protein of 493 amino acids. The transcript has 2 exons. Gene Ontology annotation, molecular function: hydrolase activity.